UAUAAAUAAUGUUCCUUAAAGACUUUAUUAUUGAUGAUAUUAACAAAUAAUAAUAAGUGAAUAAUGGGGAAGCAUAAAUUGAAGAUAAUUAUAAUUAGGUAAUUAGAUUAUAAUUAGAAAAGACAAAAAAAGGAGAAGUCAUAAUUCGAAACAGAGCUUAUACAAAAAAUUUAGGAACAAAUGAAGCUUAGUAUGAUAUUUAAGAAGUUGAUUUUAAUUCAGUAAAUUGCUAAAAUAUGGGUAGAUUCUAUUUGAUAAUCAAAAUGAAAACAAAGACUAAUAGCCCUUUUAAUUAAAGACAAUUAAUUCGACUAGUUCAAUAAAUUAACCAGAAAUAGUAGAUUUUGAAAAAUGUAGAUCAUCAAUAGAGGAAAGUUGUUAAGAAAGAGAUUAGUAGCAAUAAUAAAAGAAUUAAAAAGUAUAAGAAAAAGAGAUUUUAAACUAAAAAACAUUGAGUGAAUGUGAAGAGUUGGUGUAAAAUAUAGAAUUUACAUAAAAAGUAGAGGAAUAAAAUUUUGAAGUGUUAAAUUUUUCAGAAAUAGAAAAUCCAGAUUAAAACAAAGUGAUAGUAUUUAAGCCAUAUUCAGAAAUAAUAAGAAGUUUGGAUGAAACUGAGUAUUUGAGUGAAUUUCUAAUAACUCCUUUGAAAUAAUCUGGAAUGUUUUAAUGUGUAAUAAGUAGGGAAAGUUCUGGUUUAAAUAGUUUCAAACCAAAAUAUAAAUUGUAUUGGUAGGAGAAAAAAUAAUUUUUAAUAUCUGCAAGAAAAUCAUUAAAUAAAAAUAAAUAUAAGUUAUCAUAAGAUCCAGAUUUUUCAUAAAAAUUUGAUGCUGCUUUAAUAGGUAGAGUUGAAUAAAGUAAAUAAUCAAAAGCAGAUUAUUUUUUAUUUGAUAAUGGUAAAGAAAAAAUAAAAGAAGAAAGUUAAAUAAUAAAUUAAAAAUAAAGAAAAUAAUUGGGAGGAGUCUUUUUUUAGGUAAAUUAAAGCGGUCUAAAAUAACCUAGAAAAUUGAUGGUAUUAUUGAAAUAGAAUGGAAAUGAAAAUGAUAUAAAAACAUUUGAAAAUAGAUAGGCAAUUUUAAAGAAAUAAUUUAAUUGUAUUGAAAUAAAUAAAAAUAGAAAUUAUUUAUACUCUUGAUUUUUAUGGGAGAGUUAAAUAAGCAUCAGUGAAAAAUACAUAAUUAGUAAUGAAAAAUGAGAUAAAAGAUUUAAUUUAUUUUUAAUUAGGAAAAGUUAAUGAUUAAUAUUUUAAUUUAGAUUUCAUGAGUCCUUUUAGUCCUCUAUAGGCAUUUUAAGUUGCAUUGACAAUCUUCGAUUAUAAAUAAAAAUGA
Molecule: messenger RNA, 1325 nt
Organism: Paramecium sonneborni
Lineage: Eukaryota; Ciliophora; Oligohymenophorea; Peniculida; Parameciidae
Source: the annotation of a GenBank genome assembly